UCUGCCAAUGAAAACAGUGUUGCAAUACACUAAACUAUUUACCGUAAUUUGUUGAUAUUUACUGGAUUUGGUCACACUACGGCAACAGAAUGUCCAACUUGCGGCGCCAGGUGCUCAGUGCCUUCAAAAAGCUCCAUCGGACGCGGCAGUACGUCUUCGAAGGCGAUGUCCAGGCUCUAACGGCAGGACGGGCUAAGAUUAACGAAUCGUUCUUGCAGAAUCGAAACGAAACCAACGAGGAUGAGAUCCAGAAGAUGAUUAAACUGGCCCAGGACGUGGAUCACGAGCUGCGUACGAAUGUGAUUCAAGCCAAGAAAAAGGAGGAGGGUGUCUACGAACUGCGCAUCACCCCGGAGACGACGCGGCUGGACAAUGUGGUCUUCAAUCCCGACGCAGUCAUCGAGAAACCUAGGCGGCGACGCGGCGAAAAGAGCACGGAAGGCUGCUGUGGAGGAGCUGCAAUGGCUGCUCUGGAGGCGGAGGUCGCGGCCCGCAAGAAGUAGUCUUACAUAAAUUUUUAGCUCUAGUCAAAAUCCUUGGUUCCAAUUAAAAACGUCGUUUAUUGUUA
Molecule: messenger RNA, 568 nt
Organism: Drosophila kikkawai
Lineage: Eukaryota; Metazoa; Arthropoda; Insecta; Diptera; Drosophilidae
Product: complex III assembly factor LYRM7
Biological process (GO): mitochondrial respiratory chain complex III assembly
Cellular component (GO): mitochondrial matrix
Molecular function (GO): protein folding chaperone
Source: RefSeq, a predicted model, not a curated record